AAACCCUGCCGACAUGAUUCAUCGGAACGAAGACCAGCCUGCUACAACAUCACUCGGUGGGCAACUCGGCAGCUCGAAGCAUCACCUACCUCGUCGUCGAUUCUCUGUCCCUCGCAAAGCCGUUGAAGCCCGUUCAAGGGGCUCCUCCUACUGCGCGGACCCACAUCGAUCAUCUGCGGCUGGUGGAGAUCCGCUAUAAUUGGACACAGAGCAUUCCGGCAUCUGAUUGAAUGAAGCCACAUCACCUCAUGCCAUUCAAAGUGACGGUCAACUUUACAGUACCCAGUGCGCAUCCGCCAGAGAAAGGAAACCCUUGCAGGGGGUCGCGGUGGUUUGGUUGCCAGCCAGCAGUCCAAGGUGAAAUUCAGGCUUUGCGACCUGGUCUUGCUGUCGCUGAACCAACUCUUUCUCCCCCUUUUCUCGCGGGCACCGACCAUUUCGCAAAGUUUCUGCACUGCGCUGCAGAACUUCUGCCACAUGGAACAAUAGCGAAGGCUUAAACGGCUAUCAUGGCAUCAAGCAGGUUCGGGACCUCGUCCCUCCACCAGCGCGACCCGCGCAGCGCCCUGUUCGAGGGUUACGGCGGCAACUCGUCCAACAGCCGCCAGGCCAGCGCAAGCCCGAAUCGAGCCGGCGGAUACGGGUAUGGAUAUCCCGGCGGCAGCGGGGCCCCGGCUGGCGGGAGCAACCACCUCGGAGUCCAGGGCUCCUCAUAUCGGCCCGCAACCCCCAAUAGGAAGGGCCAAUACAGCGAUGCGGUGCUCAACGAGCUCGAGAGCCAGAACGACGAGCAAGUGUCAGGGAUUCUAGGCAAGGUUAGGGUGUUGAAAGACAUGACGGUUGCGAUUGGCGACGAGAUCCGCGAGUCCUCGGCCCUCGCCGAGAAGAUGAACGAUAGCUUCGACACAACCAGGCUACGGCUGCGCGGCACCAUGAACCGCAUGCUCCUCAUGGCGGAGAGGACCGGCGUCGGCUGGAAGGUCUGGUUGCUCUUCUUUGCCGCCGUUGCCUUCCUCUUCAUCUACGUCUGGCUAUUCUAAAGAAGGCACGGAUGUCACGCGAGAGCCACCAUCACACAAAACGAUAUAUCCUGGGAGUUCAUGGGAGUUUAAUCGCGAGUUUUUCGAUCAUGGCACACCAAGGCGUGUUCACAUUUCGGGAUGACGUCCAUUGGUUGACUUUGGAAAUAGGGUAAAUGAUCACGUUUGGGGAUUGUUGAUGGCAGACCAACGAGCCUUGCUUAACAUAUUUACCGGUUUUAUUCAUGUUUUUUUUUGGUCUCUGCGAGGCCUUGCCUUUAUCCCUGUAAUAAGCUGUCUAUAGGUUUUCUUUAUGCCCAUGACUCCGUGUACAAGGGGCCGCAAAACGGAAGAUGUGUAUCUCUCUCGUAUAGCUAAGUUUCGUUGUCGUUUCAGUGCCUCAUAAUCUCGUCAGUGUCUCC
Gaeumannomyces tritici R3-111a-1 is the source of this 1441-nucleotide messenger RNA. RefSeq lists its product as hypothetical. Lineage: Eukaryota; Fungi; Ascomycota; Sordariomycetes; Magnaporthales; Magnaporthaceae. The coding region runs from base 510 to 1040 and encodes 176 amino acids. Gene Ontology annotation, biological process: endoplasmic reticulum to Golgi vesicle-mediated transport. The transcript has 4 exons. The record is from RefSeq and is a predicted model, not a curated record.